GAAGGAGAAGGCGACGGAGUCGGGCUGUCGGAGCAAUUUCCGGUCAGGUGGACGGUAGUGGGACUCGAAUCUACCUUUUACAAUUUUAAAUUACCACCAUAGAUGAUGUAGAAUCUCAACGCCAAGAAGGCAUGGGUGGACUCCCUCGGAACCUUCCUCGUUCGCCCUCCUAUGUCCUUCCUUGCAUCAUUGCCCUCGCCUUCCUCUCUGUCUCCGCCAUCUUUCUCUACAAGGUGGAUGAUUUCGUCUCGCAAACCAAAACAGUUGCAGGGCACAACUUACAACCAACUCCGUGGCACCUAUUCCCGCCGAGAACGUUCAGUAAAGAGACUCGACAAGCUCGAGCUUUCAAGAUCAUACAAUGCUCUUACCUCACUUGUCGUUAUAACACCAGGAAGGACAAUGACACGGAGUCGGAGCAACGACGCCUGUCUGUAUCCUCUCUACGCACCCAAAAAUGCCCAGGUUUUUUCAACUUCAUUCAUAACGAUCUUCAGCCGUGGGCUAAAACCCGGAUAUCCAAGGACCAUGUAAUGGCAGCGAAGAAAUAUGCUGCAUUUCGGGUUGUUAUCGUGGGUGGGAGAUUAUAUGUGGAUUUGUACUAUGCUUGUGUACAGAGCAGGCUGAUGUUUACGGUAUGGGGACUGUUGCAGCUGCUAAGGAGGUAUCCUGGCAUGGUGCCUGAUGUGGAUAUAAUGUUUGAUUGCAUGGAUAAACCUAGUAUUAAUCGAACUGAACAUGGAUCCUUCCCCUUGCCAUUGUUUCGAUACUGUACAACAGAUGCUCACUUUGAUAUCCCAUUUCCUGAUUGGUCCUUCUGGGGUUGGCCAGAGACAAAUAUAAAGCCCUGGGAUGAGCAGUUCAGAGAGAUUAAGAAGGGUUCUCAAAAAAUAAAGUGGGGGAAGAAGCUUCCCCAUGCAUUCUGGAAGGGGAAUCCUGAUGUUGACUCACCCAUCCGAACAGAGCUACUACAAUGUAAUCACUCUAGAAAGUGGGGAGCACAAAUUUUGCGUCAGAAUUGGGUGGAAGAAGCAAAAUCUGGAUAUGAGAAGUCAAAACUGUCAAAUCAGUGUAACCAUCAGUAUAAAAUCUAUGCCGAAGGCUAUGCUUGGUCUGUAAGCUUGAAAUAUAUUCUAUCCUGUGGUUCUCUUGCACUGAUAAUUUCUCCACAAUAUGAAGAUUUCUUCAGUCGUGGUCUCAUUCCAAAGGAAAACUACUGGCCAGUUUCUCCCAUUAACUUGUGUCCGUCAAUAAAGUUUGCUGUUGACUGGGGUCAUGCUCAUCCAUUAGAGGCUGAGGCAAUGGGAAAAAGAGGACAAGAUUUCAUGGAAAACUUGAGUAUGGAUCGUGUCUAUGAUUACAUGUUUCACCUUAUCAGUGAGUACUCAAAACUGCAAGAUUUCAAGCCUGUACCACCAUCCUCUGCCCUACCGGUAUGUGCAGAGUCCCUACUUUGCCUGGCUGACCCCUUGCAGAGGGAGUACCUUGAAAGAGAAACGGCCGUCCCUUCACCAGCUGCUCCAUGCGGCAUGGAACCUGCCAAUGGUAAUUUCGUAAGGAGUUGGAUAGAAAGGAAAAAGAAAACAAUUGAAGAUGUUAGAGUAAUGAUGGAGAAGAAAGCGAUGAGUCAUGCCAAGUAGAGUGCUUGUAUUUAAAAAGAAUUAUAAAUUAAUAAAAUUAAUUACAAAAAAAUGUAUUACAGUCUGGUACAGUUCGAACUGUAACACAAGAUUUUCAAUUAAUUAAUUCAAACACCUUAA
This is a messenger RNA of Rubroshorea leprosula, 1760 nucleotides long. NCBI's taxonomy places the organism in Eukaryota, Viridiplantae, Streptophyta, Magnoliopsida, Malvales, Dipterocarpaceae. The record is from the annotation of a GenBank genome assembly.